Funneliformis geosporum is the source of this 677-nucleotide messenger RNA. Lineage: Eukaryota; Fungi; Glomeromycota; Glomeromycetes; Glomerales; Glomeraceae. The record is from the annotation of a GenBank genome assembly.
AUGAUUUUGGCUUGUACAAAAUGUCACAAAUUGUUCGUAUCUGAAGAAAAUCAACAGAUUUGUCAACAAUGUAUUAAAACACACGGGAUAUGUAAAGAAUGUUUCAAAACGGGAAUACCUUCUAAAGAAAAUUCGGAGGUUUGUCAACAAUGUAUUAAAACAUACAGGAUUUGUCAUGAAUGCGACAAAUGGGGAAAGCUUUCUGAAGGACAUAUAAAGGUUUGUCAACAGUAUAAUAUUAUCGGAGGACUUAAUCAUAUUCAUAGUCAAAAAUUUAUUCAUAGAGAUUUACAUUGUGGUAAUGUUCUUUAUAGCAAUCCUUCUAGCAAGCAUCCGGCAGUAAUUAGCGAUUUAGGAAUAAGUAAGUCUUCAACUGAAUCAACAGAUAGUGAUAUUAUUUAUGGAAUUAUUCCUUAUAUGGCUCCUGAGAUAUUUCUAGGACAUAAAUAUUCUACAGCUACGGAUAUCUAUAGUUUUGGUAUGAUUAUGUGGGAGGUAAUGAUGGGCAGAAAGCCUUGUUGGGAUCAAAAUCAUGAUAUAGAUCUUAUUCUUGAAAUUGUUGACGGUUUUCGUCCUCCAAUUCUCAUAAAUGCACCUGAGGAUUAUAUUAAAUUAAUGCAAGAUUGUUGGCAUUCUGACCCAAGCAAAAGACCAACAGUCGCUAUUUUGAAAAGAAA